AUGUCUCACUUCUUAGACAGCAUUUCCACCAUCAUCAGUGUCUUUCACCAACAUGCAAAGGAAGAUGGAGACUGCUCCAACCUCAGCCGAUGGAAGAUGAAAGAACUAAUCCAGAAGGAGUUUGCAGAUGUCAUAGCUAAGCCUCGUGACCCUCAGAUGAUUGACAAGAUUCUGCAGUUUCUGGAGUGGGAUGGUGACGGGAAAAUAGAUUUUAAUGAGUUCCUGCUUUUGGUGUUCAAAGUGGCUAAGGCCUGCUACUGGUACCUGCCAAAGGGACCAUGGCUUCUGCAAAGAACAAAGCUGACAACCAGUGGCAAGUCACUCCAAGAGCCUGAAACUAAGAACAGAGGGAACCAUCGGCAGCUCCAGGAGGAGGAACGACAAAAUUAUGAGAGUUAUCAUCAUCCCGCCUGUGAACAUGAGCUGCAACGAGAAACCAGGGUCAAUGAGCUUGGAACAACAGACGAAACAGGGAGUCACCACCAGCAACGUAACACACCAAGCAGAAAUUAUGCAAAACGAAGAGGAGGGCCGGGGGACCCAGACCCUCAGGUAUACGAAGAACGAAGCCAAGAGCCAUGUGACCACCGGAACAGCCAGAGAAGACGUCAGCCACCGGAGCCAGACAGACAAAGAGAUGUACAGCUCUGCAAGCAUGGCAGCUUGCUAGCGCAUGAACCCAGAGUGCAGGAAGAUGAGAGGCAAAAUGAAGACAGGACGCAGCCAGAACAAAUGGCAGAUGUGAGGAGUCUCAGCCAGACCAGUGAAUCUCAACCACUGCCAAACCGGUGUAGUAGCCAUCACCAACAUGAGACAGCACUACCAGCAUAUGAUCAAAAAAACCAGUGGCCACAAAAAGCAGAUAGAGGAAGUCACAAUCAGCUACGUAAACCUGAAUUACUCACAGAAGAGAGAAACCGCUACAACCUACGUGAGCUGAAACAAAACUCACUUGAACACAGCAGCCACCAGCCACGUGAACCUGAAUGUCUAGACUCAAGACGCCCACAUCAGUCAUAUAUAAUGGAACAGCUAGAAGUUGACCUCCGGUACUAUGAGACCUGUGAGCCAAAAAGAAAUAUCUCUGAAAGAGGGAAAAACAAUAAACAUGACCUUCACUAUCCAGAAAAGGAUACAGACAUCAAUGAGGAUAAGAAGUGUGAAGAACAAGAUGAAGAAAGGAGAAAAGAGCCCAUGCACGAGAGGAGGGUCGAUCGCCAACGGGAGCUGGAGCUGGAGGUCUAUGAGCGCCGCAGCCGCCAGGCACGCGAAAGGGAAGAGCGAGCUGCCACCACCGACCAGAGAGAGAGACGCGAGAGACGUGACUGUCAGGAAGGCGAGCCCGAAGAUGACGGCAGGAGACACCGUGAGAGCCACCGUGAGUCGGUGAGAUACGAAAGGACACGCGAGACCGCCUUAGUGGAAGCAGAAGCUGACGUGAAGAUCCACCGUGUGUCCCGGGAACUGGAGGCCCGUGAGGAGGUGGCAAGGAGGGAUCGUCCCCGUGAGUGCGAAGCAGCAGAGGACGAGAGGAGGAUUUGCCGGGGAAGAGAGACUGAAGGUGAAGGACGGACACCCGAGAAGAGCCUCUAUCAAACUGUUGAUGUGGAUAACAGAGACCUUUGCCCUCCAGGAGAGCAGGCCUCUGUCUCUGAUAUGAGAGUCCGUUAUAUCCCUGCCAAUCCCGAUAUACGGCCAGAGGUGCAGAUUGUCUCUCAAUCCUGCGAUCCUCAGUCCAUUGCUUACUUGGUUCACGUGGUCAAGAAUUUGAACGAUCCUGAAGCUACGACCUAUGAGAUCAUCUGCCACCAGCCCCACAACCAGGAGCAGCCCAUCUAUGUUAAGAAAUGCUACGUGUCACCCCAGCCACCGGCACUCCCGUGUGAAUCAAGCAACCACCCAGAGCUACGAUCCCAAAGUGAUGAGCAAGAAACAGGGGAGCCCAGACUGCUGCGGCAAGGGAGCACACCAGCUUGUAACUCCCAGGAAAACACAGGGGAUCUCCAUGAGCUACAGGAGAGGCCUGAAACAGGGGUGAAGGAAGGUGCUCACCACAUUCCUGCCUCCGAUCCCAAUAGUGUUAAGGGUGACCGUUACCGGGCAAAGCCCAAGGAGGACAGGAGGCACAGCCAGCGCCCCAAGAUGCCUGACGUGGAAGAGAAGGAGGAAGAUGGAUCAAAAGCUGCCAGGGAGCAGGUCCCACAGGAUCCCGAAUCCAGCUGCCAGGUGAGGGAGCAUGAGGACAGGGAGGCCAAGAGCUGUCCACCUCUUCCGCAGGCUCUGGAACCACAGGAAGCUUGUGAGCCGGGCCGGCUAUCUGCCAAAGAGAGCUGUCCCCAACCAUCCCGGAGAGAUGAAGCCAGCCAUUGCCAUGAGGAUGCAGAGCUUCCCCCACCAGAGAAGAGCCACCAGCCACAGCAAGAGGAGUACAGCAAGAGGAGCCCCCAGCAAGGCAGCGAUGCCCAGCCUCAACGGGAGGAGGAACCACAUCUUUGCACCAAGCAGAGCCAGGGCCCCCCGGUCUUGCAGAAGGCCCCGAGCCAUCCUGCUAUGGACGAAGCCAAGACAUCUUAA
This is a messenger RNA of Charadrius vociferus (killdeer), 2574 nucleotides long. RefSeq names its product trichohyalin-like. The coding region runs from base 1 to 2574 and encodes 857 amino acids. Gene Ontology annotation, cellular component: cytoplasm. The record is from RefSeq and is a predicted model, not a curated record. Lineage: Eukaryota; Metazoa; Chordata; Aves; Charadriiformes; Charadriidae. The transcript has 3 exons. Gene Ontology annotation, biological process: positive regulation of cell cycle G1/S phase transition; cellular response to cytokine stimulus; regulation of phosphatidylinositol 3-kinase/protein kinase B signal transduction. Gene Ontology annotation, molecular function: transition metal ion binding; calcium ion binding.